AAACCGAAGCCUUGGCUCAACCCGAACCCCAGAUUUGUCUGGCGCAUGGGCGCAUAACCUACUAAGUCUGCUUAACCAUCAUGCGCUACCAACGCGAUACUAGCAGACCGCUCUGCUUCGCGGAACCCGGGAUCGCAGAAGCAACCGAACCCUGCCCCCUGGCCAGCAGCGUCGCAGCGAGCUCUGGGAUCGCGCUUCGGCGCCGAACACGAGGUUUUCUCCACGCGGAGAUGAGACCCCGUUUCGGAAUCGCGCAGGAGGCGCGACGACACGACCUCAAUCGUAUAAAGACGGCGUCACAAAACCGCUUUCCGCAGCGAUGCGCGCCAAUCCGUCAUCUCCCGGCCGGCGGCAAGACCAGCAGCUGUUCACAUUAGCCUCCUCGCCAUGCGGUGCACCCGGAUUCUCCUGGCGGCAGCCAGCCUCGCCGCGACGGUCGACGCGCACGCCUACGUCCCGAAGGGCAUCCGCGCGAGGGCGUCCUCGCCGCUCGAGGUGACCCUGGCUCCCGCGGCAGGCGGUGGCGUCGCCGAGCUCGUCGCGACCAUCAAGAACGUCGGCGGCGAGGACCUCAACCUGCUGAAGGUCGGCACCAUCCUCGACGACGUCCUGCCGAUCCAGAAGGUGUCCAUAGUAGACGAAGCCGGCGUCGAGGCGCAGUUCCAGGGAAUCGAGGCCAGCCUGCGGCACGACGCCCUUAAACCCGAGCACUUCGUCCUGGUGAAGGCGUCCGGGUCCGUCAGCACCACCAUCCGCGCAGCCCCCGUCCACGAAUUCCCGCACUCAGGGACGUACACGUUCUCGGCGGCGGGGCUGCUGCCGGUCGCGCGGCCGGGGUCGACCACGCUAGUAGGCCCAGCGCUUGAGUUCCAGUCGAACCAGGUGCAGCUCGCGGUGUCAGCAGCGGCAGCGGCAGCGGUGCCGCGAGCGCUACAACCCGCGGACGGCGCGGCGGCGGCGGGGCUCGAGGCGCGGACGAACCUGCAGCCGGGGUGCAGCGCGGAGCGGACGGCAGCGACAGAAGCAGCGCUAGCAGAUUGCGCGCAGCUAGCGGCGGCGGCGGCGGCGGAGGCGGCGGACGCGUCGUCGGCGCGGUUCGUCGAGUACUUCGGGACGAACGAGACGGCGGCGCGGGCGGAGGUGGCGACGCGGCUGGAGCGCGCGGCGGCGGAGUGCGGUACGACGGACGCGGGCGUCUCGCGCUUCUACUGCUUCGACUACUACGGAAUCUGCGAGCUCGAGGGCCCGCUCAACGCGUACACGCUGUGGAGCUUCGACACCGUCGUCGCCUGCCCCCUCUUCUUCGAGGCCCUGCCCGCCCUGCCCCCCGCCUGCCACCGCCAGUGCCGCGCCACCACCGCCGUCCACGAGAUGACCCACUGCGAGGGCCUCUACAGCCCCCACACCAACGACUGGGCCUACGGCUACAACGAGAGCGUCGCCCUGCCCCCCGACCGCGCCCUCAUGAACGCCGACAACUAUUCCCUCUUCGCGAACGCUGUGUAUCUGGAUUGUUGAUGAUCUGAUGGGCGUUGCGGCGGGAGAAAAUCUGGCUUUUGUUCGGAUAGUACGAGCUGAUGAUUUGAGUCUUGGCGUCGUCUCUAGGGGCAGGUAUCGGCUGAUGGUGAGUGUAUGACGACAUGUAAUGUAGCAAUGUCGGCGAUAUAUGGCUUGGUAACGUAGGCAGGUGUGUAAAUACUACACGUAGUUGUGGAUACCAUGCCCUAGGUGUGGUGGCUUGCCUUCACUUGGUUCUACAUCAGAGUUAGAUGCCAGGUUUGAUGGAUGAAUUUGUGUAGGUGUAGUAGGUAUUAGAAUCGUUGAGGUGUAUAAUUAUUGACAGGUACGCCAUCAACACACUAAUACUAGAGGCGUAGACGUG
Molecule: messenger RNA, 1882 nt
Organism: Durotheca rogersii
Lineage: Eukaryota; Fungi; Ascomycota; Sordariomycetes; Xylariales; Xylariaceae
Product: Deuterolysin metalloprotease family-domain-containing protein
Exons: 3
Coding region: 388-1518 (376 amino acids)
Biological process (GO): proteolysis
Molecular function (GO): metalloendopeptidase activity
Source: RefSeq, a predicted model, not a curated record